This is a messenger RNA of Pestalotiopsis fici W106-1, 846 nucleotides long. RefSeq lists its product as uncharacterized. The record is from RefSeq and is a predicted model, not a curated record. Lineage: Eukaryota; Fungi; Ascomycota; Sordariomycetes; Amphisphaeriales; Sporocadaceae. Bases 1 to 846 code for a protein of 281 amino acids. The transcript has 2 exons.
AUGUCGGAAUCAGCUGUGAACCUCCCGCCGCCCUCGCUGAAUAUUGUCAAUCUUGCAAUUGCCGAUUUGGCCAUAUAUGCAGUGCUCUUCUUCCCCACCUGCUACCUGACCUGGAUGCACGGGAAAAACGGAAUGGUGUGCUGGCCGAUUUUCGUAUCAUAUUUCGGACUUCGGUUCGCGUCCGACGCAUAUCUCAUUGUGCACCGGGCCGACCCACUCCUGCCGAACACCGUGGCCAUCAUGACCAAUGCCGGCAGUCUGGCCUGUCUGUCGCUAACUAUUAUUGGACUCCUCUACGAAGUGAAUAUCACACUCCCCUACCCUCGACGCUGGACCGAAAAGAUCAUUCUGGGCGUCACCCACUUGUGCAACACGGCGGGCAUUGCCCUGGCCACGUACGGCGGCUCGCCCAGCGCCACGGGCGAGGGCGGCGUGGCGUCGCAGCUGCUCAACCGCAUCGGCAACUGCCUCAUGCUGGGCGUCAUGGCCACCAUGUGCUGGUGGAUCUGGCCGACCUGGAGGCGGACGUCGGCGCUGCACCGCAAGCACCCCAUGUUCAAGCCCUGCCGGGCCCUCAUUGUGGCCGCGGCCGUGGCCAUUCCGUUUCAGUGCCUGCGGCUCAUUUACAACACGACGUAUGCCUUUGACCACCUCGCCAUUCUGGAUCCCAUUACGGGCACCUUUGCCGUGCGGUUGAUUCUGCAGUUCAUUCCGCAGAUUGGUGUCGCCGUCGCCACCGUGGUCGGCGGCUGGUUUGGCAUCCCUCCCAAGGACAAGAGCAACCCUGGCGAGGAGAUGGCUUGUCUGGAACAAUUACCGAGCUCGAGUGAUCGUGUUCUAGUCUAG